AUGAUGAAUCAGCUUUACAAUGGUAUACGGACAUCAAAUGCUGAAGUCGUCAAUAAGCAAGAUGUGAAAAUCGACAAGUUGACUAAUAGUGUUCAGCAUAAUUCGACCAUAUUGGACCACGUUCUGGAGGCAUUGGAUAUUCAAUCAGUUAAGAACAAGGGCAAACAGCGGCAGGAGGAGAUGGAUAUUGACGAAGAGGCGCGUCGUCAGGGUGACAGUGGCACCGCAACGAACGCAGAAAACAAAUCGGAUGGCAAUCAUGUUGAUGCUGAGGAUUCAGGAGAUUUGACCCAGGAAACUCCUUUCAGCUACACCACGAAAAAGAAAGCAAGUCCUCAUUCAGGAGCCGUAAAGCACCGACCACAGCAAGAGCUCAAAAACAAGGAGACCAUUCGUCAAUGGUUUAACGAAGUGAUGGAGGGGAAAGACCUCUACAAAAAUAAGGUUUCCGAUGAGGAAGCCAAGCAAUUUGCUGAAAAAUUCAAGACGGAUCCACUCGCACGCCUGUGCACUGUUGACAAUUUUCGAUAUUGGAUCGCAGGUGUUCCUAAAUCAGCAUGGAACAAAGGCGCAUCAUAUGUUUUCAUGGAUAUCCUCGUGAAGAAGAAGCUAAUCACCAUACCCAACAUUAAAGCUUGCAAUACCUUGCGUGAGGCUUUCUUCAUACGAUUAAAAACACUCCGUGGAAUCUGGUUGGAGAAACAGAAAAUGGCAGAGGAUAAGAAGUUGCCACAUGCCAUAUUUGCAAAGAGAUGGCAAAGGAAAAGCACUUUGUUCCAACAACGAAGGAAUGUGAUACUUGCAGUUCCAGCGCUCGAACCCUAUCUCAAAGACUUCGAUGAGCUAGGGGUUGCAGGGAUGUCUUCCAACAAAGAGCAACCUGACAUGGAUGAAGCAAGUAUGUGCUACAACAUCAAGGAGCCGUGCUGGCAAAGUCAACAGCUCAAGAAUUGGGUCAGGCUUUUGGAUUAUUGUCAUCUUGAGGGUCGGAUCUCUCUUGAAGGACCUCAGUUCGGUUUCACGCGAGGCGCUGCACCCCGUUUCCGUGUGGAUAAUAAUGACAAGAGUUUGAAGAGCAGAUAUGUUGUUGGGCUACCUGCUAACUUCUACGAUGCGGAAUGGCUCGAGAAGCAGGAGCCUGGCUGGGCAAAAGGUGGGACGGGAUUUGUCAAUGAGAUGGUCCGUCCUAGUGCACCUAAGAAAUUAGUUUUCCCUGCGGAUCUUGCUAGUUCGAGAGAGGGAAAGAUCAUCGAUAAUCAAAGACGUUGGCAAGCUUACUGA
This is a messenger RNA of Lentinula edodes (shiitake mushroom), 1281 nucleotides long. RefSeq lists its product as uncharacterized. NCBI's taxonomy places the organism in Eukaryota, Fungi, Basidiomycota, Agaricomycetes, Agaricales, Omphalotaceae. The record is from RefSeq and is a predicted model, not a curated record. The coding region runs from base 1 to 1281 and encodes 426 amino acids. The transcript has 4 exons.